Molecule: messenger RNA, 830 nt
Organism: Selaginella moellendorffii
Lineage: Eukaryota; Viridiplantae; Streptophyta; Lycopodiopsida; Selaginellales; Selaginellaceae
Product: mitoferrin
Exons: 3
Biological process (GO): iron import into the mitochondrion
Cellular component (GO): mitochondrial membrane
Molecular function (GO): ferrous iron transmembrane transporter activity
Source: RefSeq, a predicted model, not a curated record
AUGGGGAUCUCUGCGUCCUCGGCGCCGCCUACGCUAGAGGAGAAAGAUCCCCACGAUGGCCUGGGAUUUCGGCAAUACAUGCUGGCGGGAUCCAUCGCCGGCGUGGUAGAGCACAUGGCAAUGUUCCCGGUCGACACUGUCAAGACGGGCGUCCAGAUGCUAUCGGUUCCUUCGUCCUGCCCGUGCGGCUCCCCAGUUCCAUCGCUCACCAAGGCAGUGGUGGAAGGUCUGGCGGGGUUCUACCGAGGAUUGGGAGCCAUGGUUCUCGGCGCUGGGCCGUCCCACGCGGUCUACUUUGGAUGCUACGAGUUCUUCAAGGAGAAGUUUGGAGGCAACCGCGAUGGCCACCAGCCUCUAGUCCAUAUGGCGUCCGGGGCUUGCGCCACCGUCGCUAGCGACACGGUGCUCACGCCCAUGGACGUGGUGAAGCAGCGGUUGCAGCUAAGCCGGAGUCCAUACCAGGGGGUGGCGGACUGCGUUGCGAGGAUUUACAGGAGCGAGGGGCUUGCGGGGUUCUACGCCUCGUACAGGACCACGGUUUUGAUGAACAUUCCGUUCACCGGGGUACACUUUGCGGCGUAUGAGGCUGCCAAGAAGAUCUUGUCCGAGUUGUAUCCGGAUCAGGCUGGGGACGAUCACUUGUUGACGCAUGUUGCCGCCGGUGGCACCGCCGGAGCGCUGGCGAGUGGGAUCACUACUCCGUUUGAUGUUGUCAAGACGAGGCUCCAGUGCCAGGGUGUUUGCGGUGCAACCAAGUACUCAACCAGCUCCGUCACACAAGUGGUGAAGGAGAUUGUUCGCCGUGAGGGCUCGGCGGCCCUGUUCAAGGG